Rhizoctonia solani is the source of this 1239-nucleotide messenger RNA. RefSeq lists its product as uncharacterized. The transcript has 4 exons. Bases 1 to 1239 code for a protein of 412 amino acids. NCBI's taxonomy places the organism in Eukaryota, Fungi, Basidiomycota, Agaricomycetes, Cantharellales, Ceratobasidiaceae. The record is from RefSeq and is a predicted model, not a curated record.
AUGGAUGAAGACUUCUUCAAAGGCAAACUAACAAUUGGCGAGCUGAAGUACCGCCAUCCUUGCGCGGGUGUCUACGUCAGAAUCGGGAACUUCACAACGAUCCUCAUGCCAGAAUCAGACGAAAGCAGCUCAGGCUCCAGUUGGCCAACAAAGUCAGGAGAUAACACCAACACACCCGCCGCGCCUUUCCAAUGGACACUCAAGACUAAGCAUGAAGAAGACCAGGAGUAUCUUACAAGACUAGAGGCCAAGCUUAAGCGGAUGCAACAGCCUGACCCACAGAUGCGCGGUUCGACGCAGAAAUUUCCAGCAGCAGAGCCAUCAGAAAUUGAGAGCGAUUCAGACUCUGCUAGCGAAACCCUUGAGAGUGAGAAUGAACAGCACCAUGUACCUCCCACUGUAGACGACGACCCAGGAAUACACCUACUUUACGAUCAUCCUGGAGAAUCCCCCAACUCGCCCUCGUCGAGCCCAGUUGUUCAUACGGUCGCUGUGGACCCCCCUGACCCCGCCGACCCAACAGCCAUAAUCCCUCUGGAAGCAAACGGUGAUCCCGAGCAUGAACUGCAGCCUCAGUUCGAAACAACCAAUCAGCCCCCUCCCUCUCGAAGUAGGCUUGUGCACUUCCGAUCUCGUGUUCGAAUCGCGUCUACCAUACGUAGUCCCACCAAUCAUGGCUCUCGUUCGUCCUCUAUAUCUGAAUCUUCUUCCGUGUCUGCACCUCUUCGAGGCCCUACAGAGGAGAGCAUACUAUCCAGAGGAGCCGCUGGCCGUAUAUUCGGGGUUGGCCCUGUUUCCGCUGCGCACGCCGUUGGGAGUGGUAUUCAUCCCGGAGAGAGUUUAAGUGAGAUGAUGAGCGCCGAGGCGGCGAGUUUGUGGUUAAAUCGGCGACGGCCGAGUUCAACGCGAGGCCGGAACACACGCAAGGCCCGCGGUAGGAGAGACGAAUCAGAAGAGGAGCGCACUGAUAUUGACAACGAGGCCGAUGAGCGAACAGGUUUAGUAAGUCAUCCGAGGGUAGCCCGUUAUGGUGCAACGCCUCAAAUGAGUACUACGAUGGUUGCGAGAGAGAUCGAUGUUGACGCGGAACUGGACCGUGCAAGGCGAGCAGCAAGGAAAACUGAGGAAGAUGUCAUAUUUGGGCCGUGGCCAAAGAGACUCAUGAACUGGAAUUGGUGGUUAUAUAAAGUUGAACAAUUCACAUGUGGGUUAUGUGUAGACGAUCCCUAUGCCGAGUAA